Messenger RNA from Racocetra persica, 199 nucleotides. NCBI's taxonomy places the organism in Eukaryota, Fungi, Glomeromycota, Glomeromycetes, Diversisporales, Gigasporaceae. The record is from the annotation of a GenBank genome assembly.
AUGGAAGAAAAGUAUGGAAUUCCUGGUUCGAGUUCUUCAACCUCUGCAGGACAUAAUCACUGCGAUUAUGAUAACAAUAAUCCUUUAACUAGUUCGACUUUUACCAUUAAAAAAAAAACAAAAAUUGAAGAUCAUAAGGCCAUUAUUGAUCGUGCUAAGGAGUUAAUGAAAGACUUAGGAGAUCCAUCAAAUUUAAUUA